AGACGUCAGUCAACCAUCAAGUCGUCGUGGCUUCAUAUUUUUCCUUGCAAACACGUUCAUAUCAGAAACUGCUUUACCUGUAUUUUAAAAGAUCAUUUUAUCCUUCAUAAAACAAACACCAACUUCUUGUGGAAAACCAAAAAGAGGUAGCUAUGGGGAUUCUGGGUUACUCCUUCUUGGUGCUUGGGGUCCUAUAUGCUGUUGCAGCACAGCCGAUUACAGACCAGAAAGAAGUUGAUGCAAUUAAGAAGAUAGUUGACCACUGGAAUUUAAGCAGCAAGGUGAACCUCAAUGAGCUGGACCCUUGCAACCGAACAGCAGCUUGGGCUUCAGAACAAGCUAAUCCCAGGAUUGCUUGUGACUGUUCUGCCACUAUCUGCCACAUUACCCACUUGAAAAUAUAUGCCUUAGAUAUCAUUGGUGAGAUUCCGAGAGAACUGUUUGCUCUUAAAGAACUCAUGGACCUAAAUUUGGGCCAGAAUGUAUUGAAUGGCUCUAUCCCAGCAGAGAUUGGGCAGUUAUCCAAGAUGCAAUACUUGAGUUUAGGCAUUAACAAUCUCACUGGUAAAGUUCCUCGCGAGCUGGGGAAUCUUAGUAAUUUGAUCUCCUUAAGUUUUGGCUCAAACAAUCUGCAUGGGUCCUUGCCGCCAGAACUGGGAAACAUCACAUCCUUAGAAGAGCUGUACAUUGAUAGCAGUGGAGUAACUGGAUCAAUUCCUCAAGAGCUGUCAAAGUUGAAAUCCCUCAAGAUAUUAUGGGCGUCAGACAAUCGCUUUACGGGGAAUCUUCCGGAUUUCAUUGGAAGUCUGAGAGACCUCACAGUCUUAAAACUGGAAGGAACACUAAUGGAAGGCCCCAUACCAAGGAGCUAUGGUGCACUAACGAAGCUCGAUGACCUGAGAAUUGGUGAUCUCAGUCAUACAGAUUCCUCUCUAAGUUUCACAGAAAACUUGACCAGUCUUUCUAUAUUAUCGUUGAGAAAUUGUGGAAUAUCUGGUCAACUACCAGAAUGGCUUAGCUCGUUUACAAACUUGAAAACCUUGGACUUGAGCUUCAACAAGUUGACAGGUGAAAUACCAAAGUCAUAUAAAGACUUUGCCUCAUUAGAGUACUUGUAUCUUGGAAGCAAUGAUUUGAGUGGAGAGCUACCCACAAACAUCACAAAUCCAAAACUUAUUGCCUUAGAUAUCUCAUUUAAUCUGAUUCAUGGAACUAUACCUGCCAAUAAGUUAGCUUCAUCAGUAAAUGCGGUGGGUACUAUGAUAACUGGCGAAAGGUCACUUGACAAUAGCCUUUGCUUGAUAAAAAAUGCAGUGUGCACUGAAAAAGCCUCAGCCUCUUCAUUUUCAAUCAAGUGUGGUGGAAAGCAAACAGUAUCAGUGUCUGGCACUAAAUUUGAUGAUGAUUCGGAGACACUCGGUCCAGCAUCAUUCUACAUGGGCUCGAAUGAGCACUGGUCUGUGAGCAGUUCUGGGAUAUUCAUCAACAACCCAAAUGGCCCGAUAUAUACGGCCCAGACAGAUUCUCAAAUCACAAACACUUUGGACUCCGAACUCUACAAAACAGCCAGGAUAUCUCCAACCUCAUUGAGGUAUUAUGGCCUUAGGUUAAAAAAUGGCACAUACAGUAUUGAUCUUCAUUUUUCUGAGAUACAAAUGGAUGACUCUCAAGACUCUUGGAAAGGCCUCGGAAGGCGCUUAUUUGACAUCUACAUUCAGGGGGAAAGAGUUGUUCAAGAUUUCAAUGUCAAAGAAGAGGCCCGGGGGUCAAAGAAGGCAUUGUUGAAGAAUUUCAGUGCAAAUGUGACCAACAAUGUACUGGACAUUCAUUUCUUCUGGGCUGGGAAGGGAACUUGUUGCAUUCCCUUCCAGAGCACUUUUGGCCCUAUAGUUUCAGCUAUUCAUGUUUCUCAAGUGUAGCAGCAAGAAACGUGUCGGAAAGAUUGUUGGGAUCAUGCUUGGAUCUGUAGUCACAUUGUUGGUGUUUUUUUCCGUUUUGUAUCUCUGGUGGGCAAAGCAAAAUAGUUAGUUAGGCCAAUAACAAGACCCUUGGGUUGUUAGCAACACAUUGGAAUCUUAGUGGGAGAAAGAUGGACCAUUGUAAUCUGUAACUGUUAUUUGAGCUUGGGUUUCUAGUCAAAUCAAUCAUCAUAUAUCUAUUGGUGGCAGAAUGGAAUAUUCUUAACUAAUAAAACAAGUUGAAA
Cuscuta europaea is the source of this 2203-nucleotide messenger RNA. NCBI's taxonomy places the organism in Eukaryota, Viridiplantae, Streptophyta, Magnoliopsida, Solanales, Convolvulaceae. The record is from the annotation of a GenBank genome assembly.